UGAAAAAUGUAUUCCACGACUCUUCAACUCCGACCCCCUAAAACUCGCCGGAAGGCCAAAAAUACACCAUAUGUGCUACCACCCGACUCACAAGCAAACGACGAGAGAGAGAGAGAAAGAGAAGUCUUCCAUUCUCAUUAACGUUUAUCUUCUGUCUUAAAUGUUUCCUUUCCACACCUCUUACUCUGUCUGUGAAUGGAAGUAGUAGUAGAGAAAAGAUAUAACAGAAGCACAGAAUUCUAAGUUGAUUUUCUUCCAUAAAGCCUUCCCGGCCUUUGACUAGUUUGGGGAUCUCUGUUCCUUAAUUUCUAUUUCCUAAUUUAAUUUGCUCCCCUGUUCUUUCUCUGCUCCUCCUCAAUUAAUUGCACAGAUUCACCUCUCAUGAGGAGCUUCACAUGGAAAAGUUUGACAAUUGGACGGCCACGAUGAUCUUGCUUUGCAAGGAAAGGAACAAUAAUCCCAGCCGGAGAGAUCCCAUGCACCAUGGACGACGAACUACCUGGGUCUUUCGGCACAAGCGCCAGCUUGUCUCUGCGAUUGGGGCAAGCCAUCUUCUCCUCCGCCUCUCUUCUCUUCAUGUCUUUGUGUGUCGAGUUCUACAACUACACCGCUUUCUGCUAUUUAGUGACAGUCAUGGGUCUGGUAAUUCCAUGGAGUUUCACAUUGGCACUGGUGGAUGGGUACUCGGUCAUUGUUGGUUGCCCCCUUCGCCAACCAGGAAUUCUACUGAUCAUAAUCAUAGGAGAUUGGGUUCUAUCAAUUCUCUCACUAGCAGCAGCUUGUGCAACAGCCAGUGUUAUAAUUUUCCUGCUUGAAAUUGGUGGAGCUUACUGCCCUCCAAAGUUUUGCAGUAGAUAUCAGCUGUCUGCUGCAAUGGCUUUCCUAUCUUGGUUUCUAUCUGCAGCCUCAUCAUUGUUCAAUCUUUGGCUGCUCCCUUCCCUGUAAUUCUCAUUUUGAUAUUUUCAUUUUUUUUUUGUAAAAACCAUUAUGUAUACUGUUAAGUGGAUAAUGUUGAGAAAUCCAAAUACAAAUAAUGAAAUAGUACCAUUCAAAAGUAAUGCCAUUUUUUCAGAAAUAGAGAAGAAUA
Messenger RNA from Nelumbo nucifera (sacred lotus), 1087 nucleotides. Its product is annotated as CASP-like protein 5C1. Gene Ontology annotation, cellular component: membrane. Lineage: Eukaryota; Viridiplantae; Streptophyta; Magnoliopsida; Proteales; Nelumbonaceae. The record is from RefSeq and is a predicted model, not a curated record.